AGUACGACCAAGCGUCGUAAAAAAAGCGUCAUGGCGGCUGCCGUCAUAGGACACGGGAUGGGACUUCUUAGGAAUGUUACUGGGCAGAUCCAGUCAAGGUUGUUAGGUUUUGGUGGUGGCUCUCUGCAGGUAUCAUUCUUUCACAUCAGCUCCGCAUUCGAUGCCCGGUCGAAUUGGGACAGACGGAACUUUGUGGUUUACCCGCCUCAGCUGCCCGACGAGCCCCGCAGACCAGCGGAGGUCCAUCACUGUAGGAGGCACAUUAAGUACAGCAAAGACAACAUGUGGUAUCUGGCUAAAAUGAUCCGAGGGAUGAGCAUUGACCAGGCCAUCGCCCAGCUGGAGUUUAAUGACAAAAAGGGGGCCAAGAUCAUGAAGGAGGUCCUGUUAGAAGCCCAGGAGAUGGCAGUCAGAAGUCACAACGUGGAGUACAAGUCCAACCUGUAUGUAGCCGAGUCUUUCUCCAACAAAGGGAGGUACCUGAAGCGCAUCCGUUAUCAUGGCCGGGGCAUGUUUGGGAUCAUGGACAAGGUCUACUGUCAUUACUUUGUGAAGCUGGUGGAAGGACCUCCACCCAAAGUGGUGCAGAAGACCAGCUUCGACCAGGCCCAGGAGUACGUCCAGCUGCUGAAGAACCGCACCAUCAUACACAGCCUGUAGGCCAACGGACUGCUGUCUGCUUCUGUUUUUGUUGUUUUUUAAUGUGUAAAUAAAUAAAAUGAAUGAGCACAUGGGAGCUGCAGGAGGAAGCCGUUGCUCUGCAGCUCUUUGUGUUCAUUCGA
Lampris incognitus (smalleye Pacific opah) is the source of this 782-nucleotide messenger RNA. RefSeq names its product mitochondrial ribosomal protein L22 (gene mrpl22). Lineage: Eukaryota; Metazoa; Chordata; Actinopteri; Lampriformes; Lampridae. The record is from RefSeq and is a predicted model, not a curated record. The transcript has 7 exons. Bases 31 to 660 code for a protein of 209 amino acids. Gene Ontology annotation, cellular component: ribosome; mitochondrial large ribosomal subunit. Gene Ontology annotation, biological process: ribosome assembly; translation. Gene Ontology annotation, molecular function: structural constituent of ribosome.